Molecule: messenger RNA, 1556 nt
Organism: Dacryopinax primogenitus
Lineage: Eukaryota; Fungi; Basidiomycota; Dacrymycetes; Dacrymycetales; Dacrymycetaceae
Exons: 5
Biological process (GO): nucleocytoplasmic transport
Cellular component (GO): nuclear pore
Molecular function (GO): structural constituent of nuclear pore
Source: RefSeq, a predicted model, not a curated record
UAUGACAGACGAAGAGCGUGCUAAGCAGGCAGCAAAGGAAGCCAGAGCUGCGGAAAGAGAAGCGCGUGAAGCCGAAGAACUCGCACGUCAGCCCAAGGCAGCGACAGGAAUGUGUUUGUUCUCAGCCAGUACUAGCACGCCGGGGCAGCCGGCGUCGGCACCGGCAGCGAACGGAAUCCAGCUACCAUCCCUACCUGGUGCUGGAGGAUCACUGGGAACGACGAACGCUGGACUCGGUCUGCUUGGAUCGCAGACCCAGGCGAACCAAUCUGCAACACCAAAGCCAACUCUAUCCCUUUUCAGUGGAGCACCGGACCCGUUAAACGCGGCUGCAAAUACUGCUACUACGCAACCUGCAGCUGGAGGGCUCAGCGUAUUGGGGGCCGCGGGAAACGCACAGCGUCCCACUCUCGGCUCUAUGCCUGCCCUUGGUCCAACAACACAAAGCAACAACCCCCCUGCCGCUCCUACUGCUCCUACCGCAAAUCGCUUUGGCGCGUUCCAAUUCCCGAAGCCUGCUGCGACUACAUCAACUGCUGGGCAGGCUCCCACAUCCAUGUUCAAUCGAACGACGAUGGCGCCCGCCUCUCAGACUCCGUCUCUAUUCCCCCAGCCCGCGACCACUCAGCCACAGUCGACCUCACUCUUCGGGGCGCCUGCUGCCACCUCUGCUUUUGGUCAGCGGGCGGCGUCAGGCUCUACAUCCUUCUUUGGCCAACUUCAACAGCAACAGCCUCAGCAGACGAGCGUAUUCGGGCAACCUUCGGGGGCGUUCGGAGCCAGCACUGGUGGGACGCUUGGUUUGAGCCAGUUGACGCAGAGCAUGAGGGCCCCACCACAGCAGCUAGGAACGGCCGCACCUCCGCCACUGCAAGCCCAGACUGUCACAAAAGCGGCCAGAUAUGACGAUCUCUCUGAAGCCGACAAGAUGGUGGUCAAGGAGAUAGACGAGCACAUUCGGGCUUGUAUGGAUGUUGCUAAAGAACUGAAAGCGAGCACUCUCGGGGAAGACAUCAACUCUUUGAGCCAGAGUAUCAAGAGAGUCCAAAUUGAUGCAACAAUAGUCAAAGACAACUAUGCUGUAGCAGAAGUGGUCACUCGCCAAGUACAAACGCAAAUGGAUAGCGAUCUAAAAGACGCCACGGCUGCCGUGGGAAUCAUCGAUAAGUUCAACGCAAAUCCGAAGCAGCCAGGACAUGCGCCAUGGCAGUCAGAGUAUCCAGUAAAAUACUUUGCUCGGACAGAGGCACAGAUGCGGAGCAGGCUCCAUUCCGCAAAAAACACCAUGCAGCAGAUUGAGAGCCUUCUACGGGAUUCGUACCGUCAUGAACAGAGGAGCGCCAAAGAAAUAUCGAAUGCGAUGGGAAACCAGACCGAUGCUCUCCUUGCGCUUGCUGGACAGACAGCAGAUUUGGAUGCCAAGGCUCAGCAGCUAAAAGGGGACUACACGCGAUUGUACAGGGCGAAGACAGGUAGUUCCAGGGACCCUUUUGUGGACGUACCGGGGCGACCGGUUGGUCCUGCAUGACCCUGUUUUGGGUCUAUCUUGUGUUGUG